AUGUUGGAUCUCCAAGGUGAACAGCCCGAAGUGGAUGAUACUUUUGUCGUUCGAAUGAAGGCCGCCAGAGCGUGUGAUUUGUGUAGACGUAAGCGACGGCGGUGUGAACCUCUUCCCAAGCAGAGUGUUUGCAAACAGUGCCUACAAGGAAAACAGGAAUGCACUUGGGUACUACCCAUCUCUGAGACGCGUCACAAACGACGAACAAAUGUACAAAACUCUCCUGGUGAAGACUCUGAUAGUCCACAGAGCUCCAAACGGCCACGUCAUCCCCUCAUGCGGCACGAUUCUCCCGCUAUUCUUGGUGGCAGUCUCCUUUCCAUGGCUGCAUCAAUAUCUCCGCCGAAACCUUCUUUUGGCUAUGCUCUCAGCGAAACCAAACUUCGAGGGCCCACUACAAUAACCCACAUGAUGCAUUCAACUUCCACUUUUCCGACUGAACUACUGGAGGCCCAUGACAAGAAGCACCGUACUUACACUGAGAUGCAAGAGCAUGCUGGGGACGCCAUAAUUCGAGUCUCAAGCCUAGACCUCAACGACACAUUCCACCCUUCUUCUCCGAACCUCCGUGAAAUAGACUCCGUCUCUAGAUUACCUACACCGGUGUACAUGGAACCAGCGCUCAUAGAACGUCUUAUACGGUUCUAUUUCGAUGUUCAUGCCCCGCAUUUUCCUGUUGUCUCCAAGGACGUGUUCAUAUCCUCCGUGCCGUUGUCUCCGGUGCUCGUGUACGCCAUGGUCGGGAUAUCUGCGAUGACGCUCUCUUCGCGUGCACCUAAAGGCACGCUUGAAGCAGUUCAGACGAAUAUGUCCGCCCUUCGUCGAGCGGAGGACUUUCUCAACAGGAGUACUUUGCAUGAGAUCCAGGGUCAUCUCUUGUUUGCCUUGACAAUGGAGAUGGAGCAGGGUAGUGUUGGCUCGACUGUAUGGAACUCGCUGGGCUUGGCAAUCAGACAAGCCCAAGAGCUAGGUCUGCAUCGCGAAAUGGCCUCGGAUGAUCAAAUCGACCAUGUAGAGACCCGGCGUAACGUUUGGGGAGGUCUCAUCGUUGCCGACCGCUGGAUAUCCGCUUUUUAUGGCCUUCCGAUGAUGAUAGAUUUGAGUGACUGCGAUCGAAUUUUCCCAAAGGACGAAGGUUUCAGGUCCCUCAUAGAGUUAUCAAUCCUCUUGGGGCGUGUAGUCAAAAUGUGCUAUACGCCGACAGGUAUCAUCAAUGUAAAGGACGAACAGGCGCAGGCUCUGGCGAACGAGAUCCAGAGCUGGUUGUUCGCUCUACCACCGACUUUAUCCUGUGUCAAUCAUUCGCCGGAAUACGCCCCUGUGUCCGCAGGAUUAUUGAACCUCUGCUAUGUUGCUGUUCAGUUCUUCUUUGUCCGUCCGUUCAUGCGAUUGAGUCAUACGGCAGAUACUCUCAGUUUUGCGAUUACUGUCGCUGAUUGGCAGGCCCUUGCAGCUCGAGCAAGAUACGGUAUUCUCUGGAGUGAACAUCACCUUGAUCAGCUUCAGGCCUGGAGUUUUUCGCUCUAUUGCUUGUUCAUCUGCUGCCUGAUUUUGUAUCACACCUAUUACCGAUCCCGCCGCCCAGAUGAUCUCGCUGUGAUCCUGAAAGGCAGAGAUAUCAUGGGUAAAAUCCACCAUCCCGAUUGUCAUGCUAGGACAAAAAUAGCCGAAGUCAUUAGCCUGCUUAUCGAUGCAGCUACGAAUCCUCGUGAAGAUGCUGCCAUAAAACGAACCAGCAUCAACCCUACUCGGGGGGUCCAGCUACGAAAACGGGAACCUAACCUGCGUUGGAGAGCUGAUACCAAUUCGUUUGCAGGUGACCCUGACGUUGAAACCGGCGAGAAGCCCGUUCCUUCACAUCUAGUUGCAUCGCCAGCUGCGGAUGCCCCGAGCACUCCGAUCUAUUCUGGGGAUCCGCAGCCUUACCCCAUUCCAGUAAAUGUCAACCCCUCGAUGCAUGGACUCGCGGCUGCCACAAAUUUGUACGAGCCAGUGAUAACAUUUCCAGAUACUGCUACGGAUUCUUCACAACACUCACAGCGGUCAACAGAAUCUGGUAUGCCUCCUUUAAUUCGUGAGAGAUAG
Desarmillaria tabescens is the source of this 2085-nucleotide messenger RNA. Its product is annotated as fungal-specific transcription factor domain-containing protein. Gene Ontology annotation, biological process: DNA-templated transcription. The transcript has 13 exons. The record is from RefSeq and is a predicted model, not a curated record. The coding region runs from base 1 to 2085 and encodes 694 amino acids. Gene Ontology annotation, cellular component: nucleus. Gene Ontology annotation, molecular function: DNA binding; DNA-binding transcription factor activity, RNA polymerase II-specific; zinc ion binding. Lineage: Eukaryota; Fungi; Basidiomycota; Agaricomycetes; Agaricales; Physalacriaceae.